Molecule: messenger RNA, 1943 nt
Organism: Hemicordylus capensis (graceful crag lizard)
Lineage: Eukaryota; Metazoa; Chordata; Lepidosauria; Squamata; Cordylidae
Product: COUP transcription factor 2-like
Exons: 4
Coding region: 939-1499 (186 amino acids)
Biological process (GO): regulation of DNA-templated transcription
Molecular function (GO): zinc ion binding; DNA-binding transcription factor activity; sequence-specific DNA binding
Source: RefSeq, a predicted model, not a curated record
GCUCUGCUUCUAAGGGGCCAAGGCACACCCUACUUCCUGGCAAGGGCCCACGACUGUUCCUUUUAGCGGGGCUUUGACUGGCUGCUGUUCUACUGUUCUUAAGCUGCAGUUUUGGUCUUUUUAGCCUCUCUGCAAACACUUGUCCUAAUGGAUGGGGAUACGGAUGGCAUCUCCUUCCAUCAGCACCCUGUGCAAACGCUGUAAAUGGCGGCUUCUCAUCUUCCUAUGGGCACCCCCCUUCCUGCCCCCCAGAGCAUGCGUCCUAGGUCCAGAGAAUUAGAGCCCCUCUUUCUCCACCCACCCUGCCCCAGAGCAAAGACCAGGAGCCCCCGGUUCUGGGGCCCCAGGGAGGAGUCUCGUCCCUACCCAGAGAUUCUCCUCGUGACCACUGCCCCCCGCCUGGGCUGGCCACAAACCACCUUGAGCUCAGUUCUCCCAAGGCGGCCUAAGAAGAGUCUGGAUCCCCACCUGUCAAAAAUGCUGGUGUGUUGGUGUGUGUGUGUGUGUAGGGGGAUGAGGCUUAACUUGCAGUGGUGGGGGGCGGGGUGGCGGCCUCCAAAGGCCUUUAGGUCCAGGCUCCCAAAUCACCGAGGUGCACUGGCCACCUAAUGGCACAGCGGGGAAUGCUUGACUAACAAGCAGAAGGUUGCUGGUUCGAAUCCCCACUGGUACAGUAUCAGGCAGCAGCGGGGAUCUAGGAAGAUGCUGAAAGGCACACUGUGAGGGAAGAGGUAAUGGUCCACCCUUCCUGUGUUCUACCAAGGACAACCGCCGGAGUCAAAACAAUUCCCACACUUUCACUUUCCAAGCCGCCUUGAGCUCAGUUCCACCAGGUGGCCGAAAUUAGCCUAAUUAGUGUCCGGCUCUCCUCCCUCCGGGCUGCCCCGCGCCUUAUUAGGGCGGACUCCCAGCAGCUGGGCGAGGAGCAGAUCCGUAGCAUGGAAGGUGCUGAGGGUUGUUGCUCUUGUGGCCCCUGCCGCCGGUGCCGCCGCUGCUGCCCCUGCUGCCCGUGCCGCGGAGGGGCGCCCAGGCCCGACAACCCGGCUCCAGAGCCCCCUGGGAGCCCCAUUGCUGGGCCGAGCCAGGCUUCUGGCACAGUCCGCCCGCAAGCAGGUAGCCGGCGGCCUCUGCCGCCGCCACCGGGGUCCGAGUCGGAGCCGUCGGAUUCGGAAUCGGUGCCGUCAGAGUCGUCCUCGGCGGCGUCAGUGCGGGUCUGUGCGGUUCAGGGGACCCAAAGGCAGCCAGCAGGUGGCCCCGGGGAUCCGCAGGCCUGCCUGGUCUGUGGCGAGCGCGGAGCCAGGAGGCACUAUGGCGCCCUCGCCUGCGAAGCCUGUCAAGCCUUCUUUGCGAGAAGCAUCAGCCGCAGGCGUGUAUACCACUGCCCCCAGAACAGGAACUGCAUCAUCACGAGGGAGACUCGCAACCAGUGCCGUUACUGCCGGCUGCAGAAGUGCCUCCGGAGCGGCAUGGACCCAUCAGCCAUCCGGAGACGCCGUUGAAAGAGCACGAAGGUCAGAGGAGUGCCCUCAUAUGAUUAUGAUCCGAGUGAGGAGGACAAGUGAGGAGCAGCCAAAGGCCUUGCGCCACCCCACUCGAGGCCUUGCCCAUCCUCACGGGAAGGCCAGCAGGCAGCCUGGGCCUGGCUCUUCGGGACCCUGCGUGGCUCUCUCCACAGCGGUGCUUGGCAGGGCAGGCCAGGCGGACGUCCUCAGGGCGGGUGGGUUCCACACCUCCAGGUCCAAAGAGGCCUUUCCCCGUGACUCUGGGGGUGCCAUCAGGCUGAGUGCGCACCCUCAUCUCCAAACUAGAGGGAGAGCAAUGGCCACCUUUGGGGUGUCCCAUUUCUCUCUCUCUCCUUACCUAUCCACUAUGUAAUCCUUAAGAUUAGAGAUAGGUCUUUCCUGUCUAAGUGUAUUUAACCAAUAAAUAUUUAGUGUUUAGUC